GGUAAAAGCAUGACAUGACAUGACGGCUCCCUGACGUGCAUCCGUGUCAGAUUAUCAUUGCUUCGGGUCUCUCUGGGCUUACCUGUAAGAAGCAAACAUGAUGAUGGACAAUUGUAAUAGUGGAGGGGAGGAGGAGGUCCAACUGGUGUCCCAGUUCGAAUGGAGUUUAUUAUCAUCGUCUGAUGGUUCAGAUCGGGAUCGGGACUCUUCUAAAGUGAAAUGUUUGUGGAUUGAUGUCCACCCCAAUAAGCCAUGGGUGCUGUGCAGCCCUAGCGCCAUAGCAAAAUCUCUUGAAGUCUGGGACUACGAACAUGGAAGACGUGUGGCCUCCUGGAUGAUCCCUAAGCUGCAUUGGGUAUAUAGUGGAAAAUUUGUGGUGCAGAAAGAAGAUUGGAUCUUGGCACGGGGUGGCGCGAAGGCCUUCGUGUUCAAAAUCCACACUUUAAGCUUGGAGUGCAUCAAAGUACUUGAGCAUCCCGGUAGAACGUAUAUGUGGCAGAUGGCUGUCCAUCCCACAGCACCCUAUAUCUUGACUUCAUUUGACAAACUCAUUGUUUUGUGGGUCUGGACCCAAGAAACAUUAUGGGAGAAGACUACCAUAGAGUGUUACGUUCGUUCGAUAGAGGAAUUAAGGUUUCAUCCCACAGAUUCCAAUAUAUUUGCAAGUGCCUCUUCUAACGGCGAGAUCGGUGUUUGGAACAUACGCAAUAGGUCUUGUGUCCAAGCCAUUAUGAUAGACAUUAGGCAUUACCAUAGGCUGCUUUCUGGACUGGACUUUUGCAGCAGAGCUGAUACUAUUAGGCCACUUAUGCUGUCAUGUCAUGACAGGUUCUCAGAUGGGGAAGAUGGAACCAUAGUGAUCUGGGACUAUAAAAAGGGGGUUGCACUAGUGGAGUUGAGGAUGAGUGAUUAUCGGGGUCUUAGGUCGGCCUUCUUCCAUCCGCACUUGCCGUACGUCCUUGGUGUAUCGCGCGAUGGUAUAAUUAAGGUUUGGAAAGAGUCGAACUUCGACCUGAUGUCGUCGUAUUAUGGUGGACAACGCUUUUAUGUACAAGGCAUGGCUCCUUGCAGACGCUCCAAUCAUGUAAUUGCUUUCAAUGACAAAGGUAAGUUCUUCGUGCUGCAGACCGUGACGAAAGGAAGACACGAGGAAAGAUCAGACAGGAUGCAAACGACAGCUGUCUCUCCAGAAAGGCCCCAGACGCACUUGCCGCCCAUCGAUGUCAUCGACGGUGAGGAAAGUGGAGGUGGAGAGAAGAUGCAGACGCCAUCGGUUUCUGCAAAAAAAACGUCCCAGAUUCCCUCGCAGCCAAUCAAUGUUAUUGAUAUCGAGGAAGGUGGAGAGGAGAUGCAGACAACAUCGGUCUCUGCACAAAGUCUCUGGACCCACUUGCCACCAAUGAAUGUUAUCGAUGAUGAGGAAAGCCGAGAGAAGAUGCAGACAACAACAACUGUCUCUGCGAAAAGGCCCCGAACCGACUCGCCCAUCGAUGUUACAGAUGAUGAGGAAAGUGAAGAGAAGAUGCAGACGACAUCUGUCUCGGCAGCAAGCCCCCAGACCCACAUGCCGCCAAUGUAUGUUAUCCGUGAACCAGCAGCAGCAGCAGCAGCAUUGCUACCUAAGAAAAGGGUUGUCGGCGAGGCUGAUUGUGGCUCUCCGACUGCGGACAAGGCAGAUUGUGGCUCUCCGGAGUUGGAGACGAGAGCCUUGCUGCCGAUCGAUGUUGCCGAUGAAGCAGCAGCACCUGCGAAAAGGCCUCACAAACACUCGCCGGUGUCAGCGGCGUGGCCAAUUGAUGUAAUCAAUGAACCAGCAGCAGCAUCGGCGGCGAAGCAAGUGGUUGUGGCCAAGGCUGAUUGUGGCUCACCGACGGUGGACACGACUGAUUCUGGCUCCCGGAUGGUGGUCAGGGCUGACUGUGGCUCUCCAGAAGUUGAGAAGAAAGUUUCGCCGCUAAUCGAUGAUGUUGCCGAUGAACCAGCAUCUGCAAAACGGCCCCGCACUCACUCAACGCCGAUCGAUGUUAUCGAUCAACCAGCAGCGAGAUCGGCGGUACCGAAGAAAGGGGUUGUGGACAAGGCUUAUUGUGCCUCUCUGACUGUGGACAAGGCUGAUUGUGACCCUCCACAGUUGGAGAAGAGAGUAGUCCCACAGACAUCUGCCUACUUGGAGCUAAAGUGCAUGAAAGAAGUGAAUGAGAUGGGAAAAGAGCAAUGCCAUGCAGAGAGGGUCCAGGAGCUUGAGCUGAAGUGGCUGAAAACAAUGCAUGAAAUGAGAGAAGGGCAUGAAGAUAAGGUCCAGAAGCUUGAGCUGAAGUGGAUGAAAGCAGUGAAUGAAAUGAGAGAAGAGCAUGCAGAGAGGGUCCAGAAGCUUGAGCUGAAGUGCAUGAAAGCAGUGAACGAAAUGAGAGACGAGCAUGCAGACAAGGUCAAGAAGCUUGAAGAUGAAGUAAGAAAACUGAAGACAGAGAUGACAGCAAUGGCAGAGAGGAACAGAGAGUCAAAUCCAACGAUUCAACCGGGUUAGAUGGGAGGAGAAGUGUGUGGUCCCCACACGGCCACGCCAAUUCCCCCCAUCGGCCGGAUGCUGACCAGGUUCAGAGUAUCUGGUUUUAUGAGUACAUUGGAAAUGGAAGUCUCUGGUGUGCGAGCUCGUGGGCGAAUGGCAAAUGGGAGCGUGGACGACUGAAGAGUAUAUGUGGAGGGGAGCCUGCAAGUUGGGAGUCCUGUGGAGCCAUGUUCGCUUACUUCCUUGCAAUGCUGGAGGGAGGGAGGGAGGUUGCUUGGGCCUUGUGCUUCCUUCAUCCUAAUAAAUCAGCGGCUGCCAG
This is a messenger RNA of Chara braunii, 2828 nucleotides long. The record is from the annotation of a GenBank genome assembly. NCBI's taxonomy places the organism in Eukaryota, Viridiplantae, Streptophyta, Charophyceae, Charales, Characeae.